AUGAAUUCACGACGAGAAGAGUCACAGGAUCGAGCCAUUGUCAGAAUAGCUGCUCAUUUGCCAGACCUCAUUGUCUAUGGAGAUUUCUCUUCAGAGCUACCGUCUGUAGAUUAUUUUGAUGGAGUCUUGAUGUUUGUUGAUAUUUCAGGUUUUACUGAAAUGACUGAAAAGUUCAGCACAGCAAUGUAUAUGGACCGAGGGGCUGAACAGCUGGUAGAGAUCCUCAACCACUACAUAAGUGCAAUAGUGGAGAAAGUGUUGAUUUUUGGAGGUGACAUCUUAAAAUUUGCAGGUGACGCCUUGCUAGCCCUGUGGAAAGUGGAGCGAAGGCAACUGAAAAACUUUAUAACAGUGGUCAUUAAGUGUAGCCUGGAGAUCCAUGGAUUGUUUGAAUCCCAGGAAUGUCAAGAAGGCCUGGAUGUCCGAGUCAAGAUAGGCCUGGCUGCCGGCCACAUCACGAUGCUGGUGUUUGGAGAUAAAACACGCAACUUCUUUCUGGUGAUUGGUCAGGCCGUGGAAGACGUGCGCCUGGCACAGAACAUGGCCCAGAUGAAUGAUGUCAUUCUGUCACCAAACUGCUGGCAGCUCUGCGACCGCAACAUGAUUGAAAUCGAGAGGAUCCCUGACCAGAGAGCAGUUAAGGUUAACUUCCUAAAACCACCCCCUACAUUUAACUUUGAAGAAUUUUUCACAAAGUGUAUGACUUUCAUGGAUUACUAUCCUUCUGGUGACCACAAAAACCUCCUGAGGCUUGCGUGCAUGCUAGAGUCUGAUCCUGAGCUGGAACUAUCCCUACAAAAGUAUGUGAUGGAAAGCAUAUUGAAGCAGAUUGAUGACAAACAGCUUCGGGGUUAUUUGUCUGAGCUCCGCCCAGUGACAAUUGUGUUCGUAAACCUAAUGUUUAAGGAACAAGAUAAAGUAGAAGUCAUAAGCGCGGCCAUCCAGGCUGCCUGUGUGCACAUCAGUUCUGUCCUGAGAGUCUUCCGAGGCCAAAUCAAUAAAGUCUUCAUGUUUGAUAAGGGCUGCUCCUUCCUCUGUGUCUUUGGUUUCCCUGGGGAAAAGGCACCUGAUGAGGUCACUCAUGCCUUGGAAAGUGCUGUGGAUAUAUUUGACUUCUGCUCUCAAGUCCACAAAAUCCGUACUGUUUCCAUCGGCGUUGCCAGCGGGAUCGUCUUCUGUGGGAUCGUUGGACACUCUGUGAGACAUGAGUACACAGUCAUUGGGCAAAAAGUCAACAUAGCUGCCAGAAUGAUGAUGUACUACCCCGGAAUUGUGACCUGCGACUCUGUCACCUACAAUGGCAGCAACCUACCAGCCUACUUUUUUAAAGAGCUUCCAAAGAAAGUCAUGAAAGGUGUUGCGGAUUCUGGACCAGUCUAUCAGUGCUUGGGCCUUAAUGAGAAAGUCAUGUUUGGUAUGGCAUACCUCAUCUGCAACAGAAAUGAGGGUUACCCUUUGCUGGGACGUGAUAAGGAGAUCAAAUACUUCAUAUGUACUAUGAAGGAAUUUUUGAUGUCAAACUGCAGCCGAGUCCUAAUGUAUGAAGGAUUGGCAGGAUAUGGAAAAAGCCAGAUACUUAUGGAAAUUGAGUACCUGGCCCAAGGUGAGAACCACAGGACUAUUGCUAUUGCAUUGACUAAGAUCAGCUUCCAUCAGAAUUUUUAUGCCAUCCAGAUACUCAUGGCCAAUGUACUAGGUUUGGAUACUUGUAAACAUUAUAAAGAACGACAGAGUAAUCUUCAAAAUAAACUCAAAAAACUGUUGGAUGAAAAGUUCUACUGUCUUCUUAAUGACAUUUUCCAUGUCCAGUUCCCUAUUUCACGAGAGGUUUCCAAGAUGUCCACUGUGAAAAAACAAAAGCUAUUGGAGUCAUUGUUUAUGAAGAUCUUGGAGCAAACAGUGAAAGAGGAAAGGAUUAUUUUCAUCAUCGAUGAGAGCCAGUUUGUCGAUACCACCUCUUGGGCCUUUAUGGAGAAGCUUAUCCGAACUCUCCCUAUCUUUAUCAUCAUGUCCCUGUCACCCUUCACCAACAACCCCUGUGAGGCUGCCAGUGCCAUCAUGAAGAACAGAAAUACCACCUACGUCACCCUUGGACCUGUGCAGCCUAAGGACAUUCGCAACAAGGCUUGCCUGGACCUCAAUGUCCAAGGAAUCCCCAAAGAACUGGACUUGUAUCUGGUAGAGGGAAGCUGUGGGAUUCCAUUUUACUGUGAAGAAUUGCUUAAAAACCUCGAUAAACACAAGGUACUUGUUUUCCAACCAAUGGAAUAUGAAGAAAAGACAAAUAUCACCUGGACUAACCUGUUCAAAAAUUUUGCUAAGCCAACUGAGGAAUUAAAAGUACUUACUCUCAAUAAUGAGGAGAAAAAUGAAGAAGUCUGCAAUCUUGCAUAUGGUGUGAGAUUAAAAAACAUGUCACCACCAGCAUCAUUGAAAGAAAUCUCUCUAGUCCAACUGGAUAGCAUGAGCCUUUCCCACCAGAUGCUGGUAAGAUGCGCAGCCAUCAUUGGCCAGAUCUUCACUACAGAGCUGCUGUUUGAGGUUCUCCCUUGUUGGAACAUGAAGAUGAUGAUCAAUGCCCUGGCAACCCUAGUAAAAUCCAAUGUCUUUGACUGUUUCCGGAAUGGCAAGGAGCUCCAAAUGGCCCUAAGACAGAAUUCACCUUCGUUUGAGGUCAACUAUCGCUCCCAGUUCCUGAAGCCCACUGCUGGCAUGGCUCAUAGUGUGAGUGAAGAGCUUCUUGAACUGGAAAGCGAAGUGAUUGAGUGCCACAUCAUUCGAUUCUGCAGACCCAUAAUGCAGAAGACAGCCUACGAGUUGUGGCUGAAGGACCAGAAGAAGGCCAUGCAUUUGAAAUGUGCCCGCUUCUUAGAAGAAGAUGCCCACCGAUGUGACCACUGCCGGAGUGGGGACUUCAUUCCCUAUCACCACUUCACAGUAGACAUUCGGCUCAACACUUUGGACUUGAAUACUAUCCGGAAGAUGGCUAAGUCCCAUGAAUUUCAAAGUAACAUAUAUCAUUCUGCAUUAGUCUUAACUAUCCAUGGGAACAUGGAGAUUAGACCUAGAAGGAGGAUUGAGAUCUACAUCUCUGCCACAUGGACCAUUUCCACAACCCACGCAACUCAUGUGUUUGUUUAUUUUCUAGCUGAAGAAGAGAUCACCUCUUCCAAAAUAGGGAUUCCAAAGAAAUUUGACAUAUUUCCUGAAACUUUCAGUUCUGAAGAAAUCAGAGAUAAGAUUUUGAGUUUCUUGGACUUCAUUAUAACAAAGAUGAAGACAUCUGAGGAAGACAUUAUCCCUCUGGAAUCAUGCCAGUGUGAGGAAAUCCUGGAGAUUGUCAUCCUGCCUCUAGCCCACCAUUUUCUGGCUUUGGGAGAAAACAACAAAGCCUUAUAUUAUUUCCUAGAAAUAGCAUCUGCAUAUCUCAUCCUGGGUGAUAGUUACAUGGCAUAUAUGUAUUUGAAUGAAGGAGAGAAGUUGUUGAAAACUCUCAAGAAAGGAAAAUCUUGGAGUCAGACUUUUGAGUUUGCCACAUUUUAUAGCCUCAAAGGCCAGGUCUGUUUCAACAUGGGCCACAUGGUGCUUGCCAAGGAAAUGCUGAGGAAGGCACUGAAGCUCCUCAACCGAAUCUUUCCUUAUAGCUUAAUCUCUCUAUUUCUCCAGACCCAUGUGGAGAAAAAUAGACACUCUCAUUAUGUGAAUCACCAGGCCCAAGACAGCUCACCUCCAGGGAAGAAGAGGCUGGCACAGCUCUACCGGCAGAUCGCUUGCUUCUCCUUGCUCUGGCAGAUCUACAACUUAAAUUACUUUUUUCACUACAAGUACUUUAGUCACCUGGCUGCUCUGAUGCAAGUGAACACUGCCUUGGAAACUCAAGACGAUUUCCAGAUCAUUAAGGCCUACCUGGACUACUCACUGUACCACCAGCUGGCCGGCUACCAGGGCGUGUGGUUCAAAUAUGAAGUCAUGGCCAUGGAACAGAUCUUCAGCCUGCCCCUGAAAGGCGAGGGCAUCGAAAUUGUGUCAUAUGUGGCUGAUACACUGAGCUACAUCAAGCUCAUAAUGGGUCACCUGGACUUGGCCAUUGAUUUAGGCUCUCGAGCCCACAAGAUGUGGACACUACUCCGGAAUCCCAACAAACACCAUCAUGUCCUCUGUUGGCUUAGUAGAUCUAUCUUCUUAAAAAGCAGGUAUCCACAAUUGAUCCAGGUUCUGGGGUGGCUGUGGGAUCUCUCUGUAGAAGAAGAGCACAUCUACAGCAAGGCAUUUUUCUAUUUUGUCUGCCUGGACAUCAUGCUUUAUUCUGGUUUUAUUUAUAGGACAUUUGAAGAGUGUUUGGAAUUUAUACACCAAAAUGAAGACAAUAGAAUCCUCAAGUUCCACAGUGGAAUCCUCCUGGGGCUUUAUUCGUGUCUAGCUAUCUGGUAUGCCCGACUUGAGGAAUGGGACAACUUCCACAUAUUUUCUAACAGAGCUAAAAUUCUAGUGCCAAGAAGAACUCCAACGGCGCUUUACAGUGAAGGGAUCAGUAGGUACAUGGAGGCACAGGUUCUUUACCUGCAAAAGAAAAUUGAAGAACAAUCUGUGAAUGCUCAGGACAGUGGUGUUGAGCUACUCAAGAACUUGGAGAGUCUGGUGACGCAAGCUACCACUGGCCCUGUCUUCUACCCAAGGAUCUAUCACCUGAUGUCCUAUGUCUGUAUUCUCAUGGGAGAUGGACAGAACUGCGACCACUUCCUGAACAUGGCUUUAGAGCUCUCCGAGACACAAGGGAAUACUUUGGAGAAAUGCUGGCUGAACAUGAGCAAAGAAUGGUGGUACUCCAGCUCUGAGCUCACUGAAGACCAAUGGUUUCAAACACUCUUGAGUCUCCCAUCCUGGGAAAAAAUUGUGUCGGGCAAGGUAAACAUACAGGAGCUUCAAAAGAACAAAUUCCUGAUGAAAGUUAAUAUCCUGGACAAUCCUUUCUAACACUUCGUGAACGAGAAUGAAGAUGUUAGUAAGACUCAUUCUCUUGUAAUUAUUCAUUAUUAACAUUUUUCUGCAGCCAGACACAAAAACCAGAAAUCAGGCAUGUUGAUUUCUUCUCCAGGGGGAGAGUCCAAAAAUGUGGGCAGCGUCAUGCUGUUCUCCCUCCUCUAUUUGCAAAGAUUGACUUUGCCUUUCAUGUUGUUUUCAUUGAUCUGUCUAUUGCUGCCCACUCGAGAUUGUAUCAAUGGGAAAAUGAUAUCAUCAAAAUCAUAACUAGAAAUACUUC
This is a messenger RNA of Condylura cristata (star-nosed mole), 5260 nucleotides long. It is a transcript of the gene ADCY10, whose product is annotated as adenylate cyclase 10 (soluble). Lineage: Eukaryota; Metazoa; Chordata; Mammalia; Eulipotyphla; Talpidae. The transcript has 33 exons. Gene Ontology annotation, molecular function: adenylate cyclase activity. The record is from RefSeq and is a predicted model, not a curated record. Gene Ontology annotation, cellular component: cytoplasm. Gene Ontology annotation, biological process: intracellular signal transduction; cyclic nucleotide biosynthetic process. Bases 1 to 4974 code for a protein of 1657 amino acids.